Molecule: messenger RNA, 492 nt
Organism: Glarea lozoyensis ATCC 20868
Lineage: Eukaryota; Fungi; Ascomycota; Leotiomycetes; Helotiales; Helotiaceae
Exons: 2
Coding region: 1-492 (163 amino acids)
Source: RefSeq, a predicted model, not a curated record
AUGCUCGGAUUAGCAAUUCAACCACCUUCAAGAGUUCGACCAGGUGUCGCCGUCCCCAUGGCAGCUCGCCUGGCUAGCGAUGUCGAUAUAUUCAGUGAACUAGCACAUAUUUGGGCCGUUGUAACUCUCAUCCACAAGGAUUCAGGAGAAACGUUAUACGAUCAGCUUGGUGGAAGAGUCGCUGAUUCUGCUCACCCGUUGCCAGAUAACGGACGCGGCAGUGGCCCUACCGGAAAGGAUAGAGCUUAUUUCUAUUUCCCGGAUUUGGUCAUACAUGACACCGGUCGUUAUCGCAUCAGAGUUACCUUGAUGCAGAUGGAUUACUCAUGUGACUCCUCUCCAAACGGAAUCGUGAUAGCCAGAGAAUAUGUUGACAGCCAUUCCAUCGUGGUUGAAGAAGGUGCUUCGAGCCGUAGCAGCAGACCAAGCGCUCAUGAACGUGCAUUUUUGCGUAUCCUGAGGGAUGACGGACAGCCAACUCCGUCCUUCUGA